AUGAUUGCAGACCAGUCUUUCGUCGCCUGGAAAGCCAUUAUCUCGGUCUUGUACGGGCUUGGUGUCGGAACGAGUGCUGCUCGCCUAGCAUUCCGCCAAUUCAAGUCUAAGAACUUGUGGAAGGAUGACUGGUUUGCGUUCCCGUUGCCGAUACUGGCGACCAUCUUGGCAGUCGUUAUCUGGCCGUUGUAUCAAGAACGAGACUCGCAUGACGAAAUCCCAAGACAAAAAGCUCAAUACUGGCUAAUGUCAAUCUCGUGGCUACUCGCACUAUGGUGCACCAGAAUCGGGCUUUCGAUCACUUUGUCAAGACAAGCCCCGCUCAAAAACUCUGCACGAAAUACAGGGUUUCGGGUAGCUGUCUUCUUCGCCGUCCUGCUCGUUGGGAGUCUCGCUUGGAGUAUCACUAUGGGGUGUGAGCACUACAGCCGUCUGAGAAAGAAGGCGAGGAGUGUCGCUUAUUGCAAUGGAGGGAAAGAAGAGUUUUCGAUCGCGAAUUUUGUUGCUACCUUCCUCAGUGCGAUUGUUCUGAUAGGAACCUCGCUGUGGUUUCGUUUCAAGAAGUCUUCCGACCUUUCGGUCUCCCAGAUACGAAACUUCACUUCCGUUCUGGCCAUCUCCGUUGUCCUACUUCUGGGCACGAUUGUUCAUGCCGCAUUAUACUUCUCACCGCUUGUUCGUGGAACGAACAGUCUCGUGGUCAUUGACAUGGCCGCACACUUCGAGCUGGUCCUCUCCAUUAUUGGGUUCAAUGUCCCGACCUUAAUCGCCAUGUUCGACUGGUUCAUAUACGGCCAGGACCGCCAAACUAAUCGCAACAGCAAUGCGUCAUCCCUUCCGCCCUCGAAAAAUAUUAUCCAAUUGGCUAAUCUCUCUGAGCAGCGAAGCAGCAAAGAAUUGGAUGAUGACGCCAGUAGCAUAAGCACUGUUGACAGUAAAGCGCGUCGUGCCGUUGUUUGA
Messenger RNA from Coprinopsis cinerea okayama7#130, 960 nucleotides. RefSeq lists its product as hypothetical. The record is from RefSeq and is a predicted model, not a curated record. The coding region runs from base 1 to 960 and encodes 319 amino acids. The transcript has 5 exons. NCBI's taxonomy places the organism in Eukaryota, Fungi, Basidiomycota, Agaricomycetes, Agaricales, Psathyrellaceae.